AUGAGCCGAGCGCUUCUGAUGACCGAGGUCAAGGACCUCGAGAGUAUGGUCACGGGCCUCGCCGAUGACCUAGUCCUUGCACAAGCUUUACAAUCACUGUCGCGAAGCCAGCUUCUGGGUCUGGCAGAUAGCCGGAGAGUGCCUGGCGCCUCUCAACCCAGCCAAUAUCGACUGCCGAAGGUGCGGGCCACGCCGACUUCAAGCUCACGAACCGACAAACUCGCAUACAAGAACCUUGAGCCAGUCAAUCCAGUGAUCCGACCACGAGAUCAGACACACCAAGGCCCGCUACAUGCAUCCAGCUACGAAGGCCCCCCAGAUUCGAAGCCUGGCGAUCAUGCUCGGGUCAAGUGGCACCAGCGCGACGAGAUGGGACACACCAAGGUUCCUUACAAGCAGCACAUUGAAUCUAGCAUGCGCGACCUUGUAUCCCUGCCUGAAAUUGCCAACAACAUAGAGGACCCUCCCCGCUUGCUGGGCUCGGAAUACGGCUGUCCACUCUCGAGUCAGGUGGUCCAGACACGAGAAGGGACACACAAGGCUCAUUGCAAGCAGGAAGUUCCGAACCCCGGCGCUGACGAGGCUGAUACUGAUAUUGGAACCACAUUUGACGCUGCUGAGACUGUGCUGGGUAAAGACAAUUUGGACGAUGACUUCGGCGGUGGAGAUACUGGAGGCGACUUCAACGGCAGCGCCACUGGUGAUGGAGACUGGUGGUCUCCAAUUUCUCGAAGUACCUGA
Messenger RNA from Neoarthrinium moseri, 741 nucleotides. RefSeq lists its product as uncharacterized. Bases 1 to 741 code for a protein of 246 amino acids. The transcript is spliced from 5 exons. The record is from RefSeq and is a predicted model, not a curated record. NCBI's taxonomy places the organism in Eukaryota, Fungi, Ascomycota, Sordariomycetes, Amphisphaeriales, Apiosporaceae.